Durio zibethinus is the source of this 1271-nucleotide messenger RNA. Its product is annotated as isoflavone reductase homolog. The record is from RefSeq and is a predicted model, not a curated record. NCBI's taxonomy places the organism in Eukaryota, Viridiplantae, Streptophyta, Magnoliopsida, Malvales, Malvaceae. Gene Ontology annotation, molecular function: oxidoreductase activity.
ACAAGAAAGACAUACAACUGAUUACGGUAUUGGUAUUAGCACCACAAAUUGAUCACAAAAAGAAAAGUAAAAAAUAAUUAUGGAUUAAUUAGACCGGAACUUGAUUCUUGAGGCCAAAAAGAAUUCUCAAGUCUCAACUCAUACCCUGGUCUGCCACUGUACAGGAGACGGAUUGGUUGUUUUUCCACUUUGGUUUUGACAGUCCCGUUUUCACAGCAACAAAAACAAAGGGGCGUGGUAGACUCCCUAUAUGUACAGCCCUGAUUAUUAUCCUUCAAAUAGGAAAGAAUCAAACAAAAGAGUGAAGAUGGCGAAGAGUAAGGUUCUUGUGGUGGGGGGAACUGGGUAUAUUGGGCGGAGGAUUGUAAAGGCAAGCUUAGCUCAGGGACAUGAAACCUAUGUCCUUCAACGCGAGGAGAUUGGGCUUGACAUUGAAAAGCUGCAGAUGUUACUGUCAUUCAAGAAGCAAGGUGCUCAUCUAAUUGAGGGCUCGUUUAAUGAUCAUAAAAGCUUGGUAGCAGCUGUUAAGCAAGUUGAUGUUGUUAUUUGUACCAUUUCUGGUGUGCACUUUCGCAGUCACAACCUUUUGUUGCAGAUCAAGCUUGUGGACGCCAUCAAAGAAGCUGGGAAUGUUAAGCGUUUCUUGCCUUCAGAGUUUGGUAUGGAUCCAUCACGAAUGGGACAUGCACUUGAACCUGGAAGAGUGUCAUUUGAUGAAAAAAUGGUUGUGAGAAAGGCAAUUGAGGAUGCAAACAUCCCCUUCACCUAUGUGGUUGCCAACUGCUUUGCUGGUUACUUUGUUGGCAAUCUUUCACAGCUUGGAAGCCUCACUCCCCCUAAAGACAAAGUUCAUCUCUAUGGCGACGGAAAUGUAAAAGCGGUUUUUAUGGAGGAAGAUGAUGUUGCAACAUACACAAUUAAAACAAUAGAUGAUCCCAUAACAUUGAACAAAACUUUGUACAUAAGGCCUCCAGACAACAUUCUUACGCAAUCACAGCUAAUCCAGAUAUGGGAGAAGCUUACUGGGAAGAAACUAGACAAAAUUAUAAGCAUUUCUGCACAAGAUUUUCUAGCCUCCAUGGAAGGAAUGGACCUUGCAUGGCAGGUAGCUGUGGGCCAUUUCUAUCACAUUUUCUACGAGGGUUGCUUGACAAACUUUGAAAUAGGGGAAGAAGAUGAAGAAGCUUCAAAGCUUUACACCGAGGUUGAGUACACUCGCAUGGAUGAAUACUUGAAAAUUUAUACCUAAUAAAUAUUUAUGUAACUUGAAG